CCGUGUCGCACACUGAUGACGUCACUCCAGGCUGGUCAGUAGUGUGCAGGAGGGAGAACAUCAUGGGGAAGAAAGGGAAGAAGGAGAAGAAGGUGAAGGGGGCGGAGAAGACGGCGGCUAAGAUGGAGAAGAAAGUCUCCAAGAGGUCCAAAAAGGAUGAGGACGACCUGGAGGCGUUAAUCGCAGAGUUCCAGUCACUGGACGCCAAGAAAACGCAAGUGGUGGAGACGGCGUGUCCGCCCCCGAGCGCCAGGCUGAACGCUUCUCUGACUCCGCACCCCGAGAAGGACGAGCUGAUUCUCUUUGGAGGUGAAUAUUUCAAUGGCCAAAAAACUUUCCUGUAUAACGAGCUAUACGUCUAUAAUAUCAAGAAGAACGGCUGGAGCAAAGUGGACAUCCCAAACCCGCCGCCACGACGCUGCGCUCAUCAGGCUGCGGCGGUUCCUCAGGCCGGGGGGCAGCUGUGGGUCUUCGGAGGGGAGUUUGCGUCUCCUGAUGGGGACCAGUUUUACCACUACAAGGACCUCUGGGUGCUUCACCUCAAUACGAAGACCUGGGAGCAGAUCAAAUCUCCGGGAGGACCGUCUGGGAGGAGCGGACAUCGCAUGGUGUAUGUGAAGAGGCAGCUGAUAGUGUUUGGAGGAUUCCAUGAAAGCACACGGGAUUACAUAUGUUAUAAUGAUGUGUACACAUUUAACCUGGACACCUUUACAUGGUCCAAGAUCUCACCAUCGGGCACCGGCCCCUCACCGCGGUCAGGAUGUCAGCUGACCACCACCCAGGAUGGGAGCAUUGUUAUCUAUGGUGGCUAUUCUAAACAGAGAGUGAAGAAGGAUGUGGAUAAAGGCACCGUUCACACGGACAUGUUCCUUCUGAAGAUGGAGGCUGCAGAUAAAUGGACAUGGAGUCGUCUGAACCCCUCCGGCGUGAAGCCCACCCCCAGGACCGGCUUCUCCAUGGCCGUGGGACCCAACAACCGCAGCGUUCUCUUUGGAGGGGUCUACGAUGAGGAAGAGGAGGAAACCAUAGAAGGAGACUUCUACAACGACCUUUACUUCCACGACCAGGCCAAGAAUCGGUGGUUUGCUGCUCAGAUGAAGCGACAUAAAUCCGAUCGGAAGAGGAGGCGGCGCGGAGAGAAGACUGUGGAGGCGGAAGCCUCGGAGGCCGGAGCUCAGAGCGCGGCAGAACCCGUCGAGGUGGUGAAGGAAGUGGUGGCUGAAGACGGGACAGUGAUGACCAUCAAGCAGGUGAUCUCCAGCCAGGCUGCUGAGGAGGACAGCGAGGAGGAAGAAGAGCCUGAGGAGGAAGCUGCUGGGCCGCAGGUGGAGCCCAGCCCAAGGUCCAGCUCCAUGACGGCCAUCAAGCAGGGCGUCCUCUACGUGUACGGCGGGAUGUUCGAAGUCGGCGACCGACAGUUCACGCUGAAUGACCUGUACAGCCUAGACCUGCACAAGAUGGAAGAAUGGAAGGUGCUGGUGGAGAUGGAUCCAAAGACCCAGGAAUGGUUGGGCGAAUCGGACUCUGAGGGUGAAGAGGAGGAAGAAGAAGGUGCCGAGGGAGGAGAGGAGGAUGAAGAAGAGGAGAGCGAGGAGGAGAGCGAUGAAGAAGAGCACCCCCCGGUGGAGCCCCACGAGAAGUACUCCGAUUAUUUACCCCGCACAGAACCGCACUGGAUUCAGCUCGCUCGGGCAAACAUGGGCCCCGAAGCCAAAGAGAAGAAAGUUCUUAAAGUGGCGCACGCCAUGGCGAAGACGUUUUACGAGUUUAGGGAUAAAUAAGAACAUGGGGGACAAUGUGGUGACAGCAGCCCCGUCCGCGGGAGGCCGCUGCCGCCAUAGUGCAGGGGACGAGCCCAUCUUUGUGUGGACUCGGGGGAGUUUCCAUAAACUGAGGUUUGAAAUAAGUGGCCGCCCAUCGUAAAGUGGCUGUGUUUUUUUUUGGCGCAUUAAACGAAGACCAUGAAAUUCCAUUAAU
Molecule: messenger RNA, 1977 nt
Organism: Bufo gargarizans (Asiatic toad)
Lineage: Eukaryota; Metazoa; Chordata; Amphibia; Anura; Bufonidae
Gene: KLHDC4
Product: kelch domain containing 4
Exons: 12
Coding region: 63-1781 (572 amino acids)
Molecular function (GO): protein binding
Source: RefSeq, a predicted model, not a curated record